AUAGAAUGUGCAGAAAACCAAACCUCGAUCAGUUUUAUCAAGCACGUAACAAAUCGUGACCUGAACGUCUCUCUUCAAGGAUGAACUUCACGAACGAGACAGCGGAGUUCGAGGAGGAGGGUGGUUUCAGCUGUAGCUUAAACGGUACCCUGGACGCCUUCCACACGACGUACAUCCAGAUCCACGGAUACGCGAGUCUUCUGGUCUGCCUCUUCGGCUCGGUGGCGAACACGCUUAACAUAGCAGUGUUGACCCGUCGGGAGAUGAACUCACCAACGAACGCGAUCCUGACUGGACUGGCAGUGGCCGACCUCCUCGUCAUGCUCGAGUACAUUCCGUACGCCACUCACAUGUACCUUCUGCACCGUCCACGACGAGAGCAGUUCACCUACCCUUGGAGCUUCUUCGUCCUCUUCCAUUCGAACUUCGCCCAGGUCUUCCACACGAUUUCGAUAUGGUUGACAGUGACUCUGGCCAUCUGGCGUUACAUCGCGGUCGCUUUUCCCCAGAAGAACCGCGAGCUCUGCAGCAUCAACAGAACCAUGUUGGCAAUCGCUGGUGCCUACGUGAUAUGCCCGAUAAUCUGUGUUCCAUUGUACCUGACCUUCAGCCUGGAGUCUCGGACCGUUUUGAUCGACGGGAGUGGAAACACGCUGGAUUUGAACCAGACCAACCAUUCGCUGCCAGAAGAUGCUGUGAACACGACGUUGUACUUCGUCAACUACAGCCAGACGGCCAUUGCCUACCCUUUUCUGAGGAUAAUGAACCUCUGGAUUUACGGUGCCGUCAUCAAGAUCAUACCCUGCAUCGCUCUAACCAUUCUCAGCCUUCAGCUGAUCCUCGCUCUCGUCGAGGCCAAGAAACGUCGGCAAAAACUCACCUCCGCCGCCCUCGUCAAGACUGUCAACAAAUCUACCGACGCCAACGACGGGAAAAAAACGCGGAAAAAACCAUCCCGCCAUAUGGAUAAGGAACGACAAACCGACAGGACUACCAGAAUGCUUCUAGCCGUUCUUCUCCUAUUUCUCAUCACUGAAUUCCCCCAGGGUGUCAUGGGUCUUCUCAGCGUCAUGCUCGGUGCCAGGUUCUUUGACACCUGCUACGUCAAACUCGGUGAGGUGAUGGACAUCCUGGCGCUGAUAAAUUCGGCGAUAAACUUCAUCCUCUACUGCGCGAUGAGCCGACAGUUCCGUACGACGUUCAACCAGCUUUUCGGAAGAUCGAAACUCUUCGGAAGAUGGAUGCCGAUACCGCAGCAUGGAGAGAACAACGGUAACACGGGAACAAAUCACACGGUCACCCAAGUAACGCAAGUCUAGCACAGGCGUUUGCGGAAAACGACUGCAUGCUUUCCCGUAUGAAUUUUCAUGCCGGUUUUUAAACGAAAAUCCAGCUCAAAUCCUAACUUUAAUUAAUUAUACGAAACUACGGAGUUUCGUAUUCAAAUUGGACCACAAUCAGCUCCUCUUAAUCCUUUCAUCUCACCAAUGACACGACUUAAUUUUGUCAAAUGUGAGCAAAACAUACCGGCAACUUCACUUUAAUUGCCAACUUUAAAAACUUGACGUUUCCUUAAA
This is a messenger RNA of Diprion similis, 1577 nucleotides long. RefSeq names its product G-protein coupled receptor dmsr-1-like. The coding region runs from base 81 to 1319 and encodes 412 amino acids. Gene Ontology annotation, cellular component: membrane. Gene Ontology annotation, molecular function: G protein-coupled peptide receptor activity. Gene Ontology annotation, biological process: G protein-coupled receptor signaling pathway. The transcript is spliced from 2 exons. The record is from RefSeq and is a predicted model, not a curated record. NCBI's taxonomy places the organism in Eukaryota, Metazoa, Arthropoda, Insecta, Hymenoptera, Diprionidae.